AUAUUUGUAUUUAAAUGUUUGAAAACAUUUGAAAUAUUAGCUAAACUUUCGUCAAACAUAUGACUGAUAUUUACCAUCAUUUCAGUGAUAAUCAUAUGAUAUGUUGAGGACAUCACAUCAUAUUAUGAAAUGUCUUAAACAUGUAACACAUCCAUCAGUUUAUAGAUUGUGUUCAAAAGGUAAUGCUAUCGGUUAUAAUGAAGUGGUUUUCACAAAACAUACAUUUGAUGUCAUGUUGUCGUCAUUAUCAUCAAAGACAUCAUAUGUCAGACGUAUGAGUUCAUCGACACAACCAUUAGAUAACUUGAUGUAUGAACGCAUUGCCGACCAGACAUUGGAUCACUUAACUGAAGAAUUAGAAUUAUUACUUGAGACCAACGAUGUCGUCAAUGAUUACGAUAUAUCACUCAACAAUGGUGUCCUUACUGUGAAUCUCGGCUCUCAUGGCGUGUAUGUCAUUAACAAACAGACACCUAAUAAGCAAAUAUGGUUUUCAUCACCUUUUAGUGGACCCAAACGUUACGAUUGGAUCAAUAAUGAUUGGAUCUACAAGAAAGACGGCAUUUCAUUGUUAAGUAUAUUAACGUCGGAAUUAUCUGUGAUUUUGAAGCGAAAAAUUAAGUUAAAGCCAUUCAGUGAUUAAAAUAUUUACCGGUAAUUUAAGUACCGUAUCGU
Molecule: messenger RNA, 675 nt
Organism: Oppia nitens
Lineage: Eukaryota; Metazoa; Arthropoda; Arachnida; Sarcoptiformes; Oppiidae
Gene: fh
Product: frataxin, mitochondrial-like
Exons: 3
Coding region: 101-643 (180 amino acids)
Biological process (GO): iron incorporation into metallo-sulfur cluster; intracellular iron ion homeostasis
Cellular component (GO): mitochondrion
Molecular function (GO): ferroxidase activity; ferric iron binding; ferrous iron binding
Source: RefSeq, a predicted model, not a curated record